Messenger RNA from Dromiciops gliroides (monito del monte), 810 nucleotides. RefSeq names its product chromosome 3 C19orf84 homolog (gene C3H19orf84). The transcript is spliced from 2 exons. The coding region runs from base 1 to 810 and encodes 269 amino acids. NCBI's taxonomy places the organism in Eukaryota, Metazoa, Chordata, Mammalia, Microbiotheria, Microbiotheriidae. The record is from RefSeq and is a predicted model, not a curated record.
AUGGAGAAGUGGGAGGAGAGGCCGGAGUCCGGAGGGAGGAGCCUCUCUGAGCCCCAGAAUUCACCAGUCUCCAUCCCUGGCUCCCAGACCCUAGCCCUGAGCCAGGCGGGGCCAACAGAAUCUGUGCUGCCCCGACUCCCUGAGGGUCUGGCUGCUCUCACCAUCCCCAUCCGACUUGAUGCCCUGUCCUAUCUCCUCCACAGUGCUCUGCUUGGGGCCUAUAGCCUCCGGCCUGGCGCAGCCCUUUGUCCUUGCCACCCUAACCCUUGCUGUGCCCGGCCACCAGCCUUAGAUGAGCCAGUGGCCCAGGAUCCCCCCAGACAGCACUGGGCCAGAAGCCGCAGCCCAAGGGAGGCUCUUAGGCCGAGGGAGGUAGGGCCCAAGGGUGGUAGAGGGCUGGAACCCCCAGUGGGUACCACCAAGCAGAGCCUAUGGGUCCGUCCUUCACCCAUUCGACAUCCUAUCAAGGACCAGGGGAGUGAGUACCAGCGCCGAAGACCCCCUGCCUCUCUGCCAAGGCCCAAGGAGGAGCGAGAGAGCAAGCACUACCACCAGAGGAGUGAGACAGGGAAUACCCGAGAAUAUCAGCACCACAGGCCUCCCUCCCCUCCACCACAGCCCAAGGAGACCUAUGAGGGCAGGUACCACCAUAAAAGUGUCCCACCUAUCACCUCAAGCCCUCCUGCUGAGGACUGGGAGAGCGAGUACCAGGAAGCCCCCGGUCCCACCAUGCCAGGCCCUCAAGAUGCCUCUUCAGUCUGCUCUGAGAAUGUGGAUAACAGCUCGGAUGCUCAGGCCCCCCAACCCUAA